Papilio polytes (common Mormon) is the source of this 2623-nucleotide messenger RNA. RefSeq names its product DNA replication factor Cdt1 (gene dup). Gene Ontology annotation, cellular component: nucleus. Lineage: Eukaryota; Metazoa; Arthropoda; Insecta; Lepidoptera; Papilionidae. The record is from RefSeq and is a predicted model, not a curated record. Gene Ontology annotation, biological process: DNA replication preinitiation complex assembly; mitotic cell cycle; regulation of DNA-templated DNA replication initiation. Gene Ontology annotation, molecular function: DNA binding; DNA polymerase binding. Bases 79 to 1998 code for a protein of 639 amino acids. The transcript is spliced from 3 exons.
AUAAAUACUUUUGGAGGGAAUUCCGUUUGUUAAACAUACCUGAAAGUUGCAUAAAAUUUAUAUAAAGAAAGUUUAAUCAUGGCUCAGACGACUAUUACGACGUUUUUCAAUAGUCGAAAACGGCCAGCAUCAGAAGAUCUCGUAAAUACAAAGCAUAAACUAGCUCAUAUUGAGCGUAUUCCAGAUAACCACAAAGAAAGUGAACGAAAGUAUUCAUCACUUAAGAAUAAUGAUGUGGACAAUAAUAACUUGAAGGCCAACUUUACCAGUACAAAAGUGUUGAAGACGGAUAAAAAGGAUAAAACAGAAUGCCAUACAACUACCUCAAAUGGCCUUAUAAAAACAAACCAAGUUGAAGCAUUUGCUAAAAAAGUUAAUGCUAACAAUAUACCUAAACCAUUGAUUUCUUCAGAAACAGUCUCAUUGAGUACUGCUCGUAAGGAGUUGAAUUUGGGAGCUAAACCCUCUAUUCCUUCAGAAAAGGUUACAAGUUCCGCUCGAAAGGAGUUAAGCUUGGGGACUAAACCAUCAGUUUCAUUGAAUUCUUCUCGUAAGGAAUUAAGUUUGGGAGAGAUACGAAAGAAAUUAGCUAGUAGCUCUAGACUCGCGGAAAUAAAAGCAACUGCUGAACGUCUUAGUAAAAGUAUUCCACAAUGCUUAGAAGGAAAACAUAAACAAAACCUAAAAGAAUUUAAGUCAAUUGAUGUGGACGUACCUGUAAGUUCAAGUAAAGUUAACAAGGGUUUAUCAACACCUAAGAAGGAGGCAAAAUCAGAAGUCCAGAUACAAAGACCUAUUAUCUCACCAAGAAAAGUUCUUGUCAGCCCCAUCAAGAGCCCUAAUAAGGUGCCGGCAUUUAUUAAAUUUGCAUCAUUAAGCUCUUCAACUGCCUCCGAGUCUCACAGCAGUCUCCCGCUUCCCUACCAAUACAGAUUUGUUGGAGAACUCUUCAGAAGCAUGGAAACAAUUGUAGGCAUGCUGUACAGUAGAAAUGAAAAAAUCACCUUCACAAAACUACAACCUUCAAUCCAAGAGAUGCUCAAACGAAGAUUUACACUAAAACAUUUAGCGCAAAUCAAACAUCUAGUACCAGACUUUUAUAAUUACAGUGUUGAGAAAGUUAGAAGCUUCACAGCUUCAUGUCAAAAGGAGACAUAUGAAUUGGUAAUAUCACCGAAUCUCCCUAAUGAAAUUAAGACAAUGAACUUAAGUGUUCUGUUAGAGAGACGAAGAUAUUUCUUCAAUACCUUACUCCAAAUGGUGAAGAAAAACCAUGCGCUAUUCCUAUCAACCCUAGACCCUCCGAUGGAAAUACCUGAAGACAAAUUAGUUCGUUGGCAUCCGGAAUUCGAUAUUGAGAAAUUACCUGAAAUUCCAUGUGCCAAAUUACCAGAGAUGCCAAAUGCUGAGAAGAUAACCUCAGCUCAAGACGUCCUUGCUAAAGCUCGCGAAUUAUUUAAAUGCAAUCCGAAGAUGGGUAAAGCUUUAGAAAAAUUAACGGCAGCAAAAGUGAAUGAACAAACCGAAAAGCCUGUUGCUGAUAAUAUGCCAAGUACUUCUACGAAAGAAACUAGUCAAAAUCCACCUACAUUUUUAAAUCCCGCAUUUAAAGGAUUACCUACAAGUUUAUUAGAAAAAGUUAAAGCAAAACAAGCAGCUAAAGCCUUACAAUCAAUGAUGAAAACAACAGAAAAAGAACAACAAUUCUACAUUUACAGUGGCUUACCGGAUUUAGCUAAAACAAUAAGAAAUGUAUUUGUAUCUGAACGGAAAAAUGUUCUAGCCCUAAACAUUGUUCUUUCCAAAUUAGACUGUAGUUAUAAAACCUCCGCAACCGAUCUACAAAGAGAUAUCAAAUUGUUAACAGAAAAAGUACCCGAUUGGAUCAAAUUGCAUGAAAUUAGAAAUACAACAUAUUUAAAAAUAGAUAAAAACCGUGAUUUAAAAGAAAUAAUAACACAAUUAGAAGCCUUAGCAGCGGAGUUCAAAACUGAUUAAUCCAAGCUAAGGGAAUAUAGGUUUAUUCUGAAUGAUCAUUUUCUAUGUUUUUAGCAUAUUUUGAUUGUUCAAUUUUGACUUUAUUGGUUAAAACUUAACUCAUCUUUUAAUUUUCGUAUUUCUUAUUUAGUGUGUACUAGUUUUCAAUUGACUUAAAAUUGAAAAUAUUUUUUUAUUAAAAAAAGCACUUAAAUACUAAUUCUAUAAUGAAUAUUUUCAGUUUUACGAGGUUUUAUCUUUCUAUUUAUUUUACUUAAUUUUAUUGUAAUACAUAAGUGACUUAGGAUAAGCAAUCGACUGACAAUAAUCGUGUUUGAUUAUUAUAAGAAAAAAACUAAAUAAAGUGUAAUAAGUAAAUAGAUCUUUAAUGUCUUCAUAAUUACGUCCAGGUACAAAUCAAUUUUAAAGUAGACUAAUGUACACUUGAUUACAUCUCAAAAAUUGUUGCAUUUAUUGAAAAAAAUAUUUAGGCUAUCUCCAAUUGUUUUUUUUUUCGAGUUCAGACAUUAAAAUACUUCAUAGAUAUUUAAAUUAUAUAAGAAAAUAUGCUUGUGCUUUGUGACAAUCACAAAACGUCACCGUAAGGUGAUCUAAAUUAAGUUUUAGCAUAAAAGGAUUAUUUUCA